AUGUACAACAAAUGUGGGUCACUACUGUUAGCACGACAGCUAUUUGAUAUAUCACCUGAAAGAGACCUUGUUACCUGGAAUGCCAUUCUCACUGCAUAUGCUGAUGGUGGGUAUGCUGAGCCUGAAAAUAUACAAGAGGGGUUUUACCUUUUCCGCCUACUCCGCAAUUCUGUUGUCUUGACUAGUCGCCAUACUCUGGCCCCCGUGUUAAAGAUGUGUCUGCUUUCAGGUUAUUCCUGGGCUUCUGAAGCUGUGCAUGGGUAUGCUGUCAAGAUUGGACUAGAAUGGGAUGUGUUUGUUGCUGGGGCUUUGGUUAAUAUAUACUCUAAAUUUCAACAAAUCAGAGAAGCCCGUAUCUUGUUUGACAGGAUGCCUAUAAGGGAUGUUGUGUUGUGGAACGUCAUGCUGAAGGCAUGUGUGGAAACGGGUCUUGUGAAUGAGGCGCUGCUUCUCUUCUCCUCGUUUCAUAGAAGUGGGCUGCAUCCUGAUCGUAUCACUGUCCGUACUCUACUUAUGGGCAUUAGAAAAACUAAAUGUGAAAGGCAGCUAAGUCAGCUUCAGGGUUAUAUGACAAAGUUGUUUCCUUGUGAUGAUGAUUCUGAUGUUAUCAUGUGGAACAAGAAAUUGUCCGACUAUCACCAAGCAGGUGAAGCUUGGUUAGCUAUUGAUUGCUUUAUAGACAUGUUUAGAUCAAGAGUAGCAUAUAACAGCCUGACAUUUGUUGUGAUUCUUUCUGUUGUUGCAAGUAUAAACCGUCUUCAAUUGGGAAAACAGAUUCAUGGCAUGGUUGUUAAGUCAGGAUUGGAUCAAGUUGUAUCUGUUGCGAAUAGUCUUCUCAGUAUGUACAUAAAAUCAGAUUCUAUAUACAACGCAAAAAGAAUGUUCAAUCAAAUGAAAGAAGUGGAUUUAAUAUCAUGGAACACCAUGAUAUCGGGUUGUGCUGUGAGUGGUGUAGCGGAGGAGUCCAUAGGGAUGCUUAUUGAUUUAUUACGCAGUGGUCUAAUGCCAGAUCAAUUCACCAUUGCAAGUGUUUUGAGGGCUUGCUCCUCUCUCGAAGAGGGAUUCUGUCUUGGCAAACAGAUUCAUGUUCAUUCAAUUAAAACUGGUAUUAACAUUGAUUCCUUUGUUUCAACAUCGCUGAUUGAUGUCUAUUCUAAGAGUGGAAUGAUGGAGGAUGCCGAAUUAAUUUUUGAAAACCAAGAUGAAUUUGAUUUGGCAACUUGGAAUGCCAUGAUGUCUGGGUACAUAAUGAGCAGCAACAAUCACAAAGCUCUCAGGAUCUUCAGUCUGCUCCAUAAUAGUGGAGAGAGGCCAGAUGAAAUGACCAUGGCAAAUGCAGCCAAAACCUCUGCCUGCUUGGUGGGGCUUGAACAAGGGAAGCAAAUUCAUGCUGUUGUUAUAAAAAGGGGGUUCAAUGUAGAUUUGUUAGUCAUUAAUGGUAUUCUAGGCAUGUAUCUAAAGUGUGGAGAAUUGGAAUGUGCACAGCGAACCUUCAAUGAGAUCCCUACACCUGACGAUGUUGCAUGGACUACUAUGAUUUCAGGAUGUGUGGAAAAUGGAGCUGAGGAACAUGCUACUUUUACAUUCCGUCAGAUGAGGCUUGCUGGAGUGCAGCCUGAUGAGUAUAUGUUUGCUGCGCUUAUCAAAGCUAGUUCACUUUUGACUUCACUGGAACAGGGGAAACAGAUUCAUGGUAAUGUUAUAAAGUUGAAUUGUGCUUCAGAUCCCUAUGUCAUGACUGCACUUGUUGACAUGUAUGCCAAGUGUGGGAACAUAGAAGAUGCAUAUGGGUUGUUCAAAAGAAUGAAUAUGAGGAGUAUUGCCCUAUGGAAUGCAAUGUUGGCAGGAUUUGCUCAACAUGGAAAUGCUGAAGAGGCCCUCUGCCUUUUCAAACAAAUGAAAUCUAGGGGCGUAACGCCAGAUGGAGUUACUUUUAUUGGAGUGCUUGCUGCUUGUAGUCAUUCUUGUUUAGUAUCAGAAGCCUGUGAACAUUUUUAUUCCAUGCAACUUGACUAUGGCAUUGAGCCUGAGGUUGAACAUUAUUUUUACCUUGUUGAUGCCCUUAGCCGUGCAGGGCAUAUUCAAGAAGCUGAAAAGGUGAUACUAUCAAUGCCCUCUGAAGUGUCUGCUUCAAUGUAUAGAACACUGCUUAAUGCUUGUAGGGUGCAAGGAGACAAAGUGACCGGUGAGCGUGUGGCUGAAAAACUAUUCUUGUUAGAGCCAUCUGAUUCAGUAGCAUAUGUUCUUUUAUCCCAUAUCUAUGCCGCUGCUAACCAAUGGGACAGUGCGACAAGUGCUAGAAAUAUGAUGAAACAGACCAAUGUCAAGAAGGAUGCAGGACUUAGUUGGGUUGAUGUGAAGAAUAUAUGCAGAAGAUGA
Molecule: messenger RNA, 2379 nt
Organism: Neltuma alba
Lineage: Eukaryota; Viridiplantae; Streptophyta; Magnoliopsida; Fabales; Fabaceae
Product: pentatricopeptide repeat-containing protein At4g33170-like
Exons: 1
Coding region: 1-2379 (792 amino acids)
Biological process (GO): RNA modification
Molecular function (GO): protein binding; RNA binding
Source: RefSeq, a predicted model, not a curated record